UUUAUUGGCCAAGAAGAACGUCAGUCCAUCCUUUAAUUGGCUAGUCGGGGUUGAAACUCGGCGGCGACUGGCCUAGCAGAGCUAGGGGGCGGGGCGAAAGCUAGGUCUUCAUUGGUCUCCUCCCCUCAGCGGCGGCCGAGAUUUACCCUUUUCUCCCCGCUCGGUUAGGUAGAGGCCUCGCUCCUCUCCGAGGUUCUCGCCCCCAUUGGCGCGCGGACGAGGCCGUGACCCCGCCCCGUGGCCCUUCCGGCGCGCCGAUUGGUCGCUGCGGGGAACGGGGCGGGCUGAGGGCAAGCGCGCCGUGCCCGCAGAAGGAGAGCGGCGCGGCGCGGCGCGGGGGAGCAGGCGGCCAACCGGCUGCAUGGCGCGCUGCGAGCGGCUGCGCGGCGCGGCCCUGCGCGACGUGCUGGGCCGGACGCAGGGGGUCCUGUUCGACUGCGACGGAGUGCUGUGGAACGGCGAGCGCGCCGUGCCGGGCGCCCCGGAGCUGCUGGAGCGGCUGGCGCGGGCCGGCAAGGCGGCGCUGUUCGUGAGCAACAACAGCCGGCGCGCGCGGCCCGAGCUGGCUCUCCGCUUCGCGCGCCUCGGCUUCGGGGGGCUGCGCGCCGAGCAGGUCUUCAGCUCCGCGCUGUGCGCCGCGCGCUUGCUGCGCCAGCGCCUGCCCGGGCCGCCGGGCGCGGUGUUCGUGCUGGGCGGCGAGGGGCUCCGCGCCGAGCUGCGCGCCGCGGGGCUGCGCCUGGCGGGGGACCCCGGCGAGGACCCGGGCGCGGCCCCGCGCGUGCGCGCCGUGCUCGUGGGCUACGACGAGCACUUCUCCUUCGCCAAGCUGAGCGAGGCGUGCGCGCACCUGCGCGACCCCGACUGCCUCCUCGUGGCCACCGACCGCGACCCGUGGCACCCGCUCAGCGAUGGCAGCCGGACCCCCGGUACCGGGAGCCUGGCUGCUGCCGUGGAGACAGCCUCGGGCCGCCAGGCCCUGGUGGUGGGCAAGCCCAGCCCUUACAUGUUCGAGUGUAUCACCGAGCACUUCAGCGUGGACCCCGCCCGCACGCUCAUGGUGGGCGACCGCCUGGAGACCGACAUCCUCUUCGGCCACCGCUGUGGUAUGACCACCCUGCUCACGCUCACAGGUGUCUCCCGGCUGGAGGAGGCCCAGGCCUACCUGGCAUCUGGCCAGCUCGACCUCGUGCCCCAUUACUAUGUGGAGAGCAUCGCGGACUUGAUGGAGGGGUUGGAGGACUGAGCCCAUGUGACUGGCACUGCAGCCCCAUCCCUCCCUGACCCUGAUCCCGUAGAUGGAGGCAAGGGGCCAAGAGCUGCAGGCUCCUGGGCCCCGUUUUCUGCAGCUGCAACUGGUGGGGUUGGGACCCAGGGAAGGUUUUAGGGCCCUCACAUCCCCUCCCAGUGAUGGCUGGGCACUCUUUGCUGUUCCAGAAGCGGUCCCCCUUCCCCCACCAGUUCGCCCUGGCCUAACCAAGCCAGGUGGCCUUAUUUCCUCGCCUGUGACCUCCCCUCUUUGAAAUCUGGGCCUUGAUGCCCGCUGAAGAUUUCCCCCAACCCUGAACACUUAAUGCCCUAGUCCCUCCUGGGGCGGGGUGCGGGGGGGGGUUGCCUCUAGAGCUCUGUCUGCCCCUGGAGCCCUGGCCCUGGGUUCCUGUUGACCGAUCAGAGGCCUAGGUAACCACUAACCCUCCUGUGCCCUGAAUGGACCAAUCAGAAGGCUAAGCAAGAGUGACUCAUUGAUGGGUCUGUCCUGAGGGGUUUCAUUGGGAACCUAAAGUGACAGUGACGCUUUGAUGUUCUGAAGCCAGAGUGGACCAGUCGGAAGGCUAAGUGGCAAUGACCCUUUCAUGUCCUGGGUCCUGUGAGACCAAUCAGAAUACAGAGUUCUAAUGACUCAUUGGCCUCUUAGAUCCUGAAGAGAACAAUCCAGAAGUCUGAGAGACAGUGGCCCCUUGACGGUCUGGAUCUGACUGGACCAGCUAGGGGUCCAGAUGUCUGUCAAUAAGUAAGGGUCCAAGGGCUGAAGACACCCCUCCACAAAGAUCGUGAGCCGGGGGUCCACGCAGUGGCUCUGGGGGCUUCUGUAGUGCGGCCCCACCCUUCCCUGAUGAUGGUACCAGAUCAGCGUUGGUGGUGGCCACAGCUCCGGAGGGCGGGGCUUUUGUGUCCCUCCCUGUGCUGUCCACGUUUGCUGUGCCACCUCUCCCCCCCAUGCCCACCCCCAGCUAUUUAUUUAUUUAUUUAUUAUCGUGUGCCAGUGUCGGUGGGAGUGGGGGCGGGCCCUUCCCACCGCUUCCACCUCUGUUGUAACCGGUCCUCUUGUACUUAAUAAAGUGCGAGUGGAGUGUCCGUGUGGGCUCAAGUCUGUGUGAGCAGCGGGGCGAGAGGAGGACCCCCUGCCUGCGCCUGGUCUCCACAGAACUGGCCCGGUGCACCCUUCCCCUGCGUGAGAAGACCCACCUCAGGACCAGAGCAUUUUCUGUGUGUAGAACUUACUACCUCAACCUGAUGGCACGUUGUGCCUCACGGGGGGGGUUAAAUACCAAUUUCUUUCAGUCCUUCAGAAGACAGCGAGCUUGUAGUACUUGGCCCGUUUUACCACUUGGGGAAUGAGGAUCAGAAAUGCGGCGUUAAGGGGCGCCUGGGUGGCUCAGUCGGUUAAGCUUUCGACCCUCAAUUUCAGGGUCCUGAGUUCAAGCCCCACUACUUAAAAAAAGACGCUCCAGAAACAUGGGUCUAACUUACCAGUGGCACACAUCUAGAAAGCAUGAUCUCCUGAGGCCGGAUUUGAACUUGUGUUGGCUGAUCCAGGAGGCUGCAGCCCCCACUCUGCCAAGACUGAAGGGGAAAGAGAUCCCGGCUCUCCUGGAGCUCAGUGCUGGCAGUUUCAGAAGGGAGAUGGCUAUGUGGAGAAGGAGGUUCUGGUGACAUCUCUCCUAAACGGCUUCAAAAUUCCACGCACUCCGCCUCCAGUAGGCCCCCAUCCCUGUCCUGG
Messenger RNA from Zalophus californianus (California sea lion), 2998 nucleotides. RefSeq names its product pyridoxal phosphatase (gene PDXP). The record is from RefSeq and is a predicted model, not a curated record. Gene Ontology annotation, cellular component: cytoplasm. Gene Ontology annotation, molecular function: pyridoxal phosphatase activity. NCBI's taxonomy places the organism in Eukaryota, Metazoa, Chordata, Mammalia, Carnivora, Otariidae.